AGGACUAUUGCAUUCUCACCUUAACAUUAACAUUGCACAAGUGGUGUCAUAAACUCAGGCGUGCAUUCACAAGGUACAACAGUAGUUGAAUACAACUCCUUAAGAAAGUAAAUGUGAGACGUUGGAUUCAUCCAACGGUCCAGAUUGUAGUUCCCAAAACGACGUCGUCUAUACUAAGAAAAGAAGAGAUUUUUCGUAAAUCGACCGACGUCGAGAAGAGAGAAAGCUGAGAGAAGUCUCUGCCUACACCACCGUGGGUCGUGGUGGCGAUUGUGUCGAGAGAGAGAGAGUGAAACACAUAACUUUCCCUUUCCUUUCUCCUCUCACUCCCGUUAGCUCUCUGUCCCUCAAUCCUCUUCUUCCAUUUCUUUUUCCUUCCUUUCCCAAAUCAACCAAUUUCAUCACCAAAUCAAUCAUCCUUAAGAAUAAUUGAUCAUCUAAGUAAAGCAACUUCAUAUUCAAGCUCUAUUGGUAGAAAUUUGGGGGUUAGGGUUUGUGCUUUGAAGUAGAAGGAGAAUACCCAUAUUGUGAGAGUUGCUCAUUGAGACUCUUUGAGUUAAAGAUCUGUCAAUGUCAUUCUUUUGGGUAGGUCUCCUCCCUUUGUAUAAACUGAAUGGUCGAUGUAUCUGCAGCUAUUGGUAGUCGACAAAUGUUUUGUUUUGAGUUGUAUAAACAUCUAGUUAUGUCACUUUGAGAUUCUGCUGAUAAUACAAGUAUAUAGGCAGGAUUCAUAUCUUGGAAAGUAUUCAAAAUAUAGAGCAUACGCUGUCGAAAUUUCUGUGGAUAUCAUUAUAAGUGAAAGUAAAUUUGAAAAUUGUUUAAAUUAUAGUUUGUCAAGGAUUGUCAAUAGGCUUGCCGGACUAGGAUGCUCUAGUUCGUGCGCCGGUCACGAUAUUGAAUCUUGGGUCGUGACAGAGAGAGAGAGAGACAAAAAUGGCGUGGAGAAUUUUCACAUCACCGCUUCUCAAUAAAUUUCAGUUCUUAUCCUCAUCUACCACUUUCUUACUUCGCCACAAAACAAGCUUGAACUAUGUUAUAUGCAAGGUUUAUGCCCAGGAACACCAUCAAUUCAAGCUUCCUUCUACUUCUACACGAGUAGGAUGCCUAAGUUUUCAUUCAACUCCAUUUUUGAAGUGUAAUCAUGAUAAGGUCGUAGAACAACCUCAGGAUUCGGAUGGUGAUGUCAAAGUACCGGCGAGGAAAAAAUUGAAGGGGAAAAGAGCUGUUGUAAGGUGGCUUAAGUUCUUUAGAUUUAAGAAGAAGAAAGAGUUUCAAAGGAUGACAACAGAGGAAAGAAUUUUAUACAAGUUAUUAAAGGCUCGGAAAAAAGAAGAGAGACUUCGCGAAGCUCUGAAGAAGAUUGAGCCUACAGAAUCAUCAGAAACAAUCCAUGAUCCCGAGAUAUUGACGCCAGAAGAACACUUUUUCUUCUUAAAAAUGGGCCUGAAAAGCAAAAAUUACGUGCCAGUUGGAAGAAGAGGAAUUUACCAAGGUGUAAUUUUGAACAUGCAUCUACAUUGGAAGAAACAUCAAACUUUGCAAGUGGUGGUGAAGACAUUUUCAGCAGAGGAGGUUAAGGAGAUUGCCACUGAGCUGGCAAGAUUGACUGGAGGUAUAGUGCUUGGCAUUCAUGAAGAGGACACAAUAAUAAUGUACAGAGGGAAAAAUUACUCUCAACCACCAACAGAGAUAAUGUCUCCACGAGUCACUCUCCCAAGAAAGAAGGCAUUGGAUAAAUCAAAAUAUAGGGAUGGCCUCCGCGCUGUGAGGAGAUAUAUUCCCAAACUCGAGCAAGAGCUCGAAAUUCUUCGAGCACAAUUUCAAAGCACAGCUGAAAGUAACACAGAAGCAGCUGAGGGAAUCCAAAUAAGUGACAAAGUGAGUGUUGAACCAAGUAGUGUUUCAAAUCUCCAACUAGAGAAAUUAGAUAAAGUUGGUGCAAUGUUUAAUGAUAACAACAGUUGCUCGGAGGAUGAAGCACAUAUGGACUCUGAUUUGGAUUCAUAUUCUGAUAAAUUAUCAGACAUCUUUGAGACAGAUUCAGAUACAGAGGAUUUGGUAAAGGAGGAGAAACCUCUUUAUUUGGACGAAUUUAAUAAUUUUCCGGAGCAAAGUGAUGGAGAUACAGAUGAUUUUGAGGAGCAUCUGCAGCAAAUAUCAUACAACUCUAAAAACAUGGAAAAAGAUGCUGACUUGCCCAAGUUUGAUGAAGUUGACCAGAUUUUCCUGCGUGCUGCAUCAUUUUUAAAGAAAAAGAGAAAAUGAGACUCAUCAUUGUACUCGAUGUAGUUUUUUUGUUUGUUUGUUGGGAAAUGGUAUUAUAGCAGAAUAUUUGAAGGAUUCAUUUAUUGAGGAUAAACCAUUAAAACCAUCAAUUCUUUUUCCUCUUUUCUGUCAAGUACCAUCAACUACAAAUGUGUCUGGACGAGGGAAUUAUAUGAGCUAAUGUAAUUUUAGAUGGUGAUUAAAUCUUUUCAAUAUAAA
This is a messenger RNA of Medicago truncatula (barrel medic), 2484 nucleotides long. RefSeq lists its product as uncharacterized. Gene Ontology annotation, molecular function: RNA binding. The record is from RefSeq and is a predicted model, not a curated record. NCBI's taxonomy places the organism in Eukaryota, Viridiplantae, Streptophyta, Magnoliopsida, Fabales, Fabaceae. Bases 934 to 2265 code for a protein of 443 amino acids. The transcript has 5 exons.